AUGCGACGCUUUUUACAUCUCGCAACAUUCUGGUGCAGCGGGUUCCUUACGACAGCAGCCAUGCUCUGGCGCUUCAUGCCUGCAUCGCACGCCGCCAAGUGGACGAGAAGGACAAGGUGCGAGUCGCGCGAGAAGGGUUCUUUCCAAGCAAGAAUCGGCAGCAGUCAGGAGCAGAGCCCCCCUUAUCGGCUUAUCACAACAUGGGCGCGGGAUCCUCAGACUUGA
Molecule: messenger RNA, 225 nt
Organism: Symbiodinium natans
Lineage: Eukaryota; Dinophyceae; Suessiales; Symbiodiniaceae
Source: the annotation of a GenBank genome assembly